GGCGGUGGCGGACGCGGUGUUGUCGGUUCCGUGUCUCGGUGACUGGACGUCCCCGCGUUAGCGCGGCGGGCCGUGUGAGGGGAGGUUUUAAAACUACUACUGGAAAUCUGCACUUUGGGCUAUUGUGAAAGCUAAAGAAAUGGUCUACAAGCAUAUAUAAGGAUUUGAAGAUUUUAAUUGUUGACAUAUUUUUGGCAUAUAUCACAUACAUAUAUAUCAUUUUUCUCUCUGUUUGGAUCUGAGAAACAUCAUGAGCACAACUCAAAGAAAGCGCCGAGGUGGAACAACAAAUUCUAGACAGCCUCAAAAACGAGAACGAUUAGUAGGUCCAACAACUGAGAUGACUUCAGAAGCUGAGCCAAUAGAACUUGUAGAAAGUGCUGGAGAAGAGGUGGUGGACCUCACCUGUGAAUCUACUGAACCGGUGGUAGUGGAUCUAACUCACAAUGAUUCUGUGGUGUUUGUUGAAGAAAAUCGAAGGCAAAGAAGAAACCCAAGGAUAAGUCGAGGACAGCCUGACAGCUGUGUUUUGAGUAGCGAUGAUGAAGAAACAAGAGACAAUGAUGUGUAUGUGACAGAAAAUCCACCCAGAGAAUCAGUUGUUCUGGAAGAAGAAACAUCAAGCAUAAGGCCUUCUGGUACUGUUAGUUGUCCAAUUUGCAUGGAUGGAUACUCAGAGAUUUUGCAAAGUGGACGACUUAUAGUCUCUACAAAAUGUGGUCACGUCUUCUGUAGCCAAUGCCUCCGUGAUGCCCUUAGAAAUGCUAGCUCCUGCCCAACUUGCCGGAAAAAGCUGAACCAGAAACAGUAUCAUCCAAUAUAUAUAUGAUAUGUACUAUAUUUCUCAGGACAGUCUUACGUGGAUUGCUGUGAAAAUGUCCUGAGGUUGUCAACAAUACCUGACAGUAAGGAGAACUGAUUUUAAAAACGAUUACCUGGGGUGUUUGUAAACAGAGUUUAUGGUCCAAACUUAAAUGUCAUAAACCUAGGUUUUUUUUUUUUUGUUUUCUCACAUUUGAUAAGGUUGGGCUGAAUUUCUGAGGGUCUGUAAAGGUUAGCUGAGCCACAUGUCUUCUCUCAAGAAAGUCCCUGUGUUGUGACACAGCUUUUCGGGACCAUUAGAGUAUGUGAGCUCUUGGGUUUCACAGUCAUCUUAAUCAAGUAAUUGAAUCUAAUAAUCCUAAAAGAAUAAAAGGUAAGACAUUGGCAUAGUUAAGUGGCCUCUUCCCACUUGUAAGGUGCAUAGGUGGGAAGGGUGGUUGAGUCCUGUUCCCAGCAGGCCCAUCUGUUUCACAUGGCUUGGUGUAAAAAGCCUGUUUUUAUUCACAGCCUAGUAGAAUGAAGGACAUGAUGACAGGCCCUAGGCCUUCCCCAGGGAAAAAGAAUACAGUGAUGUAUUGAAGAAAUUGCAGAACUGCCAAAAAUAAAGCUCCCCAGGUCUGGGUCUUCUCUACUGGUACACUUAAAUAUAGAACAAUGGCUCUAGGUGUCUCUGGAACCUGGAAGCAAAUUCAUUGGAGGCUUUUUAUUUUUAUUAUUAAUUAUUAUGAAAAAAUUCUUAUUGGCAAGGCCCAGAUUUUCCAAGCUUCAUUUGAUCAUUCAUUAGCCACUUGUUUCUACUUCAGAGACUCAUAUCAUACUCUUAUUUUAAUUGGUGUCCAUUGUCUACCUUUCAUCUUUCCCUCCUUUUACCUAAUUGAGUAAUCAGCAGCUGAUGAGCAUAGAGCUGUUUCAUAAAGCUGAAUGCCAAAUUAUAGAACUCAUUCUUCAUAUCACACCACAUCAGCUAUGUUUCCAUUUAGCCAUCUAAGCCGUUUAUCAUUAUUAGAGGUCUUUGUGUCAGACCUUUAUAGAAACUUAUGCCACUUAGCAUUUUAAGUUAGUGGCAUCUAAAAGAGUGCGUGAUUCAGUAUCUGACUAGUGAUAUGUUAUAAAUUUUUUUUGCACAUAGAAAUUAAACCAUAUCCUAAGUGAGAUAGCUGACUAGGUUCCCUCCUUCUUAAAGAUUCAACUUUGUAAUAAAGCUUGUUGCUUUUGAAAUUCUAAUUGAAUUGGGGCAGAAGUUUGUUCAGACUUUCACAUUCCUCGGAAAGGAUAUUGACAGUGGCAAGAAAGCCCCUUUCUGCCACAUGUCUAUCUGCUGUUCAUAUUCUCAGGAAUGUUGCUAAUGCCAUAGUGUUAUAAACUUGCUCCAAAGGUACAAAUAUGGGGCACAAAAAAAGGCUUAAUUUUUGUAUUGUAAUAAAAACCAUUUUAUGUUA
Messenger RNA from Vombatus ursinus (common wombat), 2261 nucleotides. RefSeq names its product ring finger protein 4 (gene RNF4). NCBI's taxonomy places the organism in Eukaryota, Metazoa, Chordata, Mammalia, Diprotodontia, Vombatidae. Gene Ontology annotation, biological process: positive regulation of transcription by RNA polymerase II. The transcript is spliced from 8 exons. Bases 251 to 829 code for a protein of 192 amino acids. The record is from RefSeq and is a predicted model, not a curated record. Gene Ontology annotation, molecular function: zinc ion binding; transcription factor binding.